This is a messenger RNA of Coccidioides immitis RS, 1593 nucleotides long. RefSeq lists its product as uncharacterized. The coding region runs from base 1 to 1593 and encodes 530 amino acids. The record is from RefSeq and is a predicted model, not a curated record. NCBI's taxonomy places the organism in Eukaryota, Fungi, Ascomycota, Eurotiomycetes, Onygenales, Onygenaceae. The transcript has a single exon. Gene Ontology annotation, molecular function: DNA-binding transcription factor activity, RNA polymerase II-specific; zinc ion binding. Gene Ontology annotation, biological process: regulation of DNA-templated transcription.
AUGCUUGAUCACACACAGACAUUGCCGACUACUUCGACUACGCCAGAACAGCCGAAACGACUGGCAUGUGAAAGAUGCAGAGGCCAGAAACUUCGGUGUAUUCGAAAUCGAGUCAAUCAGCUUUCUUGUAACCGCUGUGAGCGGGCAGGAGCGGUUUGCAUUACAAAGCCAUCAAUGCGAAUGGGAAGACCGGGACGUUCAGAUAGCCAACGAAAGGAAAAUAUCGCGAAUCGAAAACGACGACGAAGCCAGGUAGCCCCCGACCAGAAACUUCCGGACUAUAUGAACACUCCAGGGAAGAUAAGUAACACCGGGAGUCGCUGUAACUCACCCGCGCGUGAAGAUUCGACACCGGUAUUUCAGGGCCUGAAUGGUCCUCGGCCAGGCUUCACUUCUCACCUGCCCUCUACAGAUGUGCAAGAAAUGUCGGGGGCGAAGUUCACCCCGUUUCCCUUCAUGGGAGAAGGUGAAAAUAACGGCGCUGAAGCAGAGUCGAUGUCUUGGCUCAACUACAACGCAGUUGAGAUGAACAUCUCUCCGCUUGUAGAAAAAUACGAUUUCUUCAGGCCUUCGCUGGGUCUGAACGGAGAGAGUGACAUUGGGCCAAGCAUGAUACACAUCGGACCUCAAUCCCCCCCAAGCCCAAAUCGCGCCUCUGAGACGGGGUUUCAGAAUAUUGUUAGCGAUUUUACGCAUCUGGACACGGGGCCUGCUGUCGAAUUCGGAGAAGUCAACAUGCUUGAAGCACAGGACUUAUACCAGGAAUCGCUCGAACGAUUGGCAAGACUCAACAUGGACGUGAGCCAGCAACUCAAGCUCGAGACCAGCAGCGAUACCCCGCCCAAUGAGCACAACGCAACGCUGGUAUCUCCAUCAGAGCCAGCGCUCCCAAUAGCCCAGGUAAUUCGUGGGCUUCAAGAAUUUCAAGAUCUGCUCCAAAACUUCGUCAAUUUCCAGAGUGCAAGAUCCAUAUAUGAACUAAACUCCGACAACCCAAGGCCGAAUAUGCGGGGAACCGCGAUGAGUGAACAGACCCCUUCGGGAAGCUCUCAUUCGUUGGCUGCGCUAUCAAUAUCUCCAUCUUCUUCCGAUGAGUCUCUGUUGCCUAUUAUGAUUAACGUCUCUCGAAGCGGUGAGAGUAGCACAAGACAAACGCGACGGCACCAGAUAGAUAUUGCGGCAUCGCUUUCCAUGCUCAUGUGUUACAUUAAUCUCAUUCGUCUCUGUCGAACUGUUUUCUCUAAUAUUUGUCACUGUCUCGUUGCACUGAAUCAAAAAGCCAUAUCUACCGCCCUUUCGGAUAUACGGAUUAGCGGUGUAUCACUGCAGGGGGAUCAGAACCUUCAAAUUCUAGUCCUAGUACAGGUGGUUGUGCGCAUGCUUGAUUGCAUCGGGAAUAUGCUAGGACGUACGGGUCUCAGCAGUAGCGGACAGAAAAACGAAGAAAAAGGGUUACACCCACUCAUUUUGCCGAGGUUGAUGGAGACAGUGAUGAGCGAAGAAGAAACGAAUAGACAAGGUGCACGAGCUGGCGGUAUAAAGGCGUUGAGAGAGGAUAUCCGCAAGUUGAAAAGAGUCCUUAAUAGUACAUAA